Salvia splendens (bonfire salvia) is the source of this 1692-nucleotide messenger RNA. RefSeq lists its product as uncharacterized. NCBI's taxonomy places the organism in Eukaryota, Viridiplantae, Streptophyta, Magnoliopsida, Lamiales, Lamiaceae. The transcript has a single exon. The record is from RefSeq and is a predicted model, not a curated record. Bases 56 to 1513 code for a protein of 485 amino acids.
CUUCCCUUCCCUUCCCUUCCAAUAGAGAGAGAGAGAGAGAGAGAUCAAAACCACCAUGAUUUCACCGUCGCCUCUUCCGAUUCUCUCCAAUUGCACCGUCUUCCCCGACCGCGCCUCCACUCUCCCCGAUCUCAAGCUCUCCGUCUCCGAUCUCCCCAUGCUCUCCUGCCACUACAUUCAAAAAGGCUGCCUCUUCACCCGCCCCCCUCUCGCGGCGCCGGAUCUCGUUUCUCAGCUGAAACGCGCCCUCUCCGCCGCCCUCUCUCAAUUCCCGCCCCUCGCCGGCCGCCUCACCACCGAUUCCGACGGAUACGUCUACAUAUCCUGCAACGACGCCGGGGUCGAAUUUUCGCACGCGUACGCCGCAGAUCUAGAAAUCCGCGAUUUGCUAGGGUUUUCCGGCGACGGAGAUUUGCCGGCGGAGUUUAGGCAAUUUUUUCCGUUCGAUCUGACGGUGAGCUACGACGGCCAUUUCCGGCCGAUUCUGGCGGUUAGGGUGACGGAGCUCGCCGACGGAGUUUUCAUCGGCUGCGCGGUGAAUCACGCCGUCGUGGAUGGGACUUCGUUCUGGAAUUUCUUCAAUAGCUUCGCGGAGCUCAGCCGCGGCGUGAGGCGGAUUUCUAGGGCGCCGGAUUUUAGGCGCGAAUCGAUUUUGAUAUCUCCGGCGGUGCUCAGGCUGCCGGAGGGCGGCCCGAGCGUCACCUUCUCGAGCGAUUCGCCGGUGAGGGAGAGGAUUUUCCGAUUCAGUAAACAAUCGAUUCAGAGGCUUAAAUCUGCGGUUAACAACCGGAAAUAUGAAGGAGAAGGAAACGGAAUUGAUAUCGCUGAGCUGAUGGGGAAGCACAGCAACGACACGUUGAAAAACCCUGACGGCAAGCUAACGCCGUUAGCUUGGCUUAGGAGCGCCGUUUCUAGAGAAAUGGCGCCCCAAGCGGCGGCGGCGGCAGUUGAGAUCUCGUCUUUUCAAUCGCUGUGCGCACUGCUCUGGCGUGGGGUCACCCGCGCCAGGAAGCUUCCGGAGGCGAAAACGACAACGUUCCGGAUGGCUGUCAAUUGCCGGCACCGGCUCGAGCCUCGGCUCGAGCCGCUGUACUUCGGGAACGCGAUCCAGAGCAUCCCAACGCAGGCGGCGGCCGGGGAGGUCCUGGGUAGGGACCUCCGGUGGUGCGCCGAGCAGCUCAAUAGGAAUGUGGUGGCACACGACGGCGACACGGUGAGGAAGUACGUGGAGACUUGGGAGAGGGACCCGCGGUGCUUCCCGUUGGGGAAUUUCGAUGGGGCGAUGAUCACGAUGGGGAGUUCGCCCCGGUUCCCUAUGUACGAGAAUGAUUUCGGGUGGGGUCGGCCCGUCGCGGUUCGGAGCGGCCGCGCCAAUAAGUUUGAUGGAAAGAUUUCGGCAUUUCCGGGCCGCGAAGGGAACGGAACCGUCGAUUUGGAGGUGGUUUUGGCUCCGGACACUAUGGCGAGCCUCCUAUCCGACCCGGAAUUUAUGCAAUACGUAUAUGAUUAUUAGUCACCAUAUUAUUAUUUUAUUAGUACUAUUAUUAAGAAAAAAAAUGAAAAGGGAAAAAAAUGAGGGUGUGAUUGACAAAUUUGUGACAUAAAUUUUCUUUUUGAAUUCUAUUUUCUUCCACUCUAUGUAAUCGAUAUUUAAUUCCAAUGUGUCAAUCUAAUUUUUUUUCUAGAGCUUUA